UGCAUGCAUUCCCUCUGCAGAGGCAGCUUUUCUUUCUCUUGGGGUAUAUUUUUUUAUUAUCAGCAAAGACAACCAGGAAGAAAAAAAUGUUGCAUUAAAAUUAGAACGGAGAGUCGACUGCUGAAGCGCUUUAUUUUUUAGAUUUUUUCUGUUGUUGUUUUUAAAGCCUAAUUCACCUUAAAGAAUCUCAAAAUCAGCCUCAAGGGAAAGAUUUGUGAAUUUUGGUAAUGGAAAGCGGUAGCCGCUAGGGCCCAGAGGAUAUGCAGGGAGGCAUUUUCUCUCGCUGGUGCAGCUGAGAGCGAGCGAGAGAGAGCGAGACCUGGAAAUGAAAGUAAAGAGAUCAGGAGGCACAUGGAGGGAGCUGCAGGGGCAGCCGAUCCAGAAGCAGAAUGCUGCCUUCUAUAAUUAAAUAGCACUUACUAUUAUUAUUACUUCUAGUAAUAAUACAUUAAUAAUAUCUCUAGUAAUACAAUACCAUUUAUCAAGGAAAGUUUAUGCAUAGUGUGGGGGGGGAAACCCGAGGAGAGCAACCAUAAUGGAGAGGCAGAAGAGAAAACAAGAAAUAGAGAAAGGACUUCAGUUCAUUCAGUCCACAUUACCCCUAAGCCAAGAAGAUUAUGAGGCCUUUUUGCAGAAGCUGGUGAGAAACUUGUUUGCAGAGGGCAAUGAUUUGUUCCGAGAGAAGGAUUUCAAGCUUUCCCUGGUCCAGUAUGUAGAAGGGCUGAAUGUGGCGGAUUAUGCAGCCUCUGACGAGGUGACCAUCCCAAAGGAACUCCUCUGCAAGCUCCAUGUCAACCGAGCUGCCUGCUACUUUGCCAUGGGGUUGUAUGAGAAGGCGUUGGAAGACAGCGAGAAGGCUUUAAGUCUCGACAAGGAGAACAUCCGAGCGCUAUUCCGGAAGGCCCGUUCCUUAAAUGAACUUGGAAGACACAAAGAAGCGUAUGAGUGCAACAGCCGAUGCUUGCUGUCCCUUCCACAUGAUGAAAGUGUCACACAACUGGGACAGGAGCUUGCCCAGAAGCUGGGACUGAGGGUUCGAAAAGCAUACAAAAGACCUCAGCAGGAAUUGGAAACAUUCUCACUACUCAGUAAUGGCACGUCAAUCAAUUCAUCAAACCAGACUACUUCCAAUGGAUUGGGCUCAAUAGAUGACAUCGAAACAGACUGCUCUAUGGACCUGCAGUGCCUCCCAUCUCCUGUGGCCACCUCCAUCCCUGUGAAUGAGGGGCUGGCCCCUUUGCCUUCUGACUCAGAUGCAAAGGGCUUGCCCACCUCACUUUCUGCUGCCAGCUUGAUCCCAUCUCCAGACUGUGUACCAUUGCCAGUGCCUGAGAAUGCAGAGGACUUCACAGAUGGGGACAUCAUUGGGGAAGAACUAGACUCCCUCCUGGAUUCCCUUGCUGAAGGGUCACCAUACCCUCUAUCUCUCGUCCAGGGCACCAUUCCUACCAACCUGCCAACAGAGAUGCCCCAGUUGAUUCCUGUGUUUCCGGGGGGGACUCCGCUGCUGCCUCCAGUUGUGACAGCCAGUAUCCCUGUCUCUACCCCUCUGCCACCUGCCUCCUUUGGCCUGGUGAUGGAUCCCACCAAGCAGCUCUCCUCCUCCUCAGUCCUGGAUGCCUUUGAGGCCCCACCAGGAGGAAGUGGCAGCUCCACUUUAGAUUCGCUGGAUUCCCUGGAUCUGCUUCCAUACACAGAUACACGGCUUGACGCCCUGGACUCCUUUGGGACAAGCAGGGGGUCGCUGGAUACCUUGGAUUCCUUUGCCAUUGAAGAAGCUAGCUCUCAGGAACUGCGACACCCAUCUGGCAGCCAAAAACCAGCCCCAGUGGUGAGUGAGCUACUGCCCUGUGCUGAUGUCCCAAGAUGCUCUGAAGCCAAGGUCAGCCUUGGUGGAGCGAGUCACCCAGCUGUGCCCAAGGCCACCGAGCACCUGCUGUCCCAGCCAGAACCAGUAAUGCCCAACACGGCUCUGCUGGUGAAGAACCCCCUGGCGUCUACUCAUGUUUUCAAACAAGCCUGUCAUAUCUGCUACCCCAAAACAGGGCCCAAAGCUGGUGAUUACACCUAUCGGGAAGGGUUAGAGCACAAGUGCAAGCGGGACAUCCUGCUGGGCAGGCUGAAGAACUCAGAAGACAAGACCUGGAAGAGGAUCCGUCCUCGCCCAACCAAAACCAAUUUUGUAGGAUCCUAUUAUCUGUGCAAAGAUAUGCUUAACAAGCAGGACUGUAAGUACGGGGAUAACUGCACCUUCGCGUACCACCAGGAAGAGAUCGACGUGUGGACAGAGGAGAGGAAGGGGACCCUCAAUCGUGACCUCCUCUUUGACCCGCUAGGUGGGAUCAAGCAGAGCAGCCUCACAAUUGCCAAGCUCCUCAAGGAACACCAGGGCAUCUUCACCUUCCUCUGUGAGAUUUGCUUUGACAGCAAACCCCGGAUUAUCAGCAAAGGGACCAAGGACACACCAUCUGUCUGCUCCAACCUUUCUGCAAAACACAUUUUCCAUGAUAACAAGUGUCUGGUCCACAUUGUGCGUUCCACCUCCCUGAAAUAUUCCAAGAUCCGUCAGUUCCAGGAGCACUUCCAGUUUGACGUGUGCCGACAUGAGGUGCGUUAUGGCUGCCUGCGUGAGGACAGCUGCCACUUUGCUCACAGUUUCAUUGAGCUCAAGGUCUGGCUGCUGCAGCAAUAUUCAGGAAUGACCCAUGAAGAUAUCGUGCAGGAGUCCAAGAAGUACUGGCAGCAGGUGGAGGCACAUGCCAGCAAACCAGCCAACAGCGUGGCUUCUCCCCGGAAUCCCACGUCAAGCACCUUUGACCUCCAGAUGAAAUUUGUGUGUGGCCAGUGCUGGAGGAACGGGCAGCUGGUGGAGCCAGAUAAAGACCUCAAAUACUGUAGUGCCAAAGCCCCCCACUGCUGGACGAAGGAACGCCGUGUCCUGCUGGUGAUGUCCAAAGCUAAGAAGAAGUGGGUGUCAGUCCGACCACUGCCUUCCAUCCGUAACUUCCCUCAGCAAUAUGAUUUGUGUAUCCAUGCACAGAAUGGCAGGAAAUGCCAGUAUGUGGGUAACUGCUCCUUUGCCCACAGCCCUGAGGAGAGAGACAUGUGGACCUUCAUGAAGGAAAAUAAAAUACUAGAUAUGCAGCAGACCUAUGACAUGUGGCUAAAGAAACACAAUCCUGGGAAGCCUGGAGAGGGAACACCACUCACCUCACGAGAAGGGGAGAAACAGAUCCAGAUGCCCACUGACUAUGCGGACAUCAUGAUGGGCUACCACUGCUGGCUCUGUGGGAAAAACAGCAACAGCAAGAAGCAAUGGCAGCAGCACAUCCAGUCAGAGAAGCACAAGGAGAAGGUCUUCACCUCAGACAGUGACUCCAGCUGCUGGAGCUACCGCUUCCCCAUGGGCGAAUUCCGGCUCUGCGAGAGGUUCCAGAAGAACAAGGCCUGUCCUGAGGGAGAGGAGUGUCGCUAUGCCCAUGGGCAGGACGAGCUGACGGAGUGGCUAGACCGGAGGGAAGUGCUGAAACAGAAACUGGCCAAAGCUCGCAAGGACAUGCUGCUCUGCCCCAGGGAUGACGACUUCGGGAAAUACAACUUCCUAUUGCGGGAUGACGUAUAAUAUGAGCUGGGGGGAGUCUGUCAGCUGCAGAAACACGGGGUGGGUUUUCCAAGUGGCAGUAGCAGGGAGAGCGAGAUCUGUGUCUCGCAAAGAGAAUUUUUUCUUUUCUUUUAAGAUUAUGAGACAAUGAUUUAUUUAUCAAAUUUGUGAAUUUGAUUCUCGUUGGCCAGCGACGCCACACUCACUGAGUUUAUAAUCCAUCUUUUCUCUCUUCUUUCCCCUAAAUUCUCCUUCCACUUCAUCUUUUUGUUUUCACUCUCUUUCAUUCAAAGGAAUUAAUUCAGUCUGGAUUGGGCUGCAAAUCAGAGAAUUUCUCCUUGUAUCAUUCUUCAGUCUUUCAAUUCAGAGUAUGACUGCAGAGGUCUGGAGAACAAAGCUGAGAGAGAGGGACAGCUGCGUGGUAUAAGGAGUGCAAGGUAAAAGCAGUAAAGUAAUGAAACUGCUUGCAGCAGCGGGAACUGGGUUGUAGGUGACUUCAAACUUCAGCUGACUGAAACAAGUUGGUGAGAAAGCAAGUUGGUGACUUCUCAUUAGAUGUCUUUUUCAGUGUGUGGCAAGUCUUCAGGGCAAAUAGUCUGGGUUUGGUUUUUUUGGCUGGUGUGACUGGUGCAAGUAAAACAGAACCCAUCUAGGAAGUGUAGUGGAGUCUGUGACAUACUGUGUGUCACUGAAGUCCACACAGCAGUAUCACUCAGGAGGGAGGUGGUCACCAAAAGGAACCUGUGUUUCUGUUGCUGUGUGUCCUGAAGAGAGGGAGGGAGGGAGGGAGGUAAUGGUGUUCUUUCUUGCUCUUUAAAUGGCAUGUGUUUCUGGUUACUUAGAGCUGCAUUUUUCCCUGCACUGCCAGAAGAACUGGGUGGGGACCCAUUUAAAAGGACACCAUUGCGCAGCACGGGCAAUGUUAAGCUAAUGGGACUCCAGCUGGAAGUGCUUACCAGUACCAGAGAUCCAGCCCCCUCCUCCUCAGAGCCAGAGCAGGGAGCUUGCGGAUGCACAGUGCAACCAGGAUGUGACCCAGAGCAGGGACACAGUGCUGGAGAAUGAGUGUUACCGCAGGACCCAGCCAUGGCCUGCUCUUGUGCUGCCUGAUGUGUGCUUUGAUGAGGUAACCACUAAUGCUGAAUGCUGGGACAGAAGUUUUGCUUUUUUAAGUAGCAGCAGUGAGAAGCGGUACUGCUCUGCAUGCCAGCCUUGUCCUCUCUGGCAGUCUCAGCUGUAAGCAGUAAAUGUGUCCCUUGUCCCUCUCCUUCUCCCUUCUGCAAUCCAGCACUGCUCUGCAGUUUUGCAUGCAUGGAUGGCACCAUCCAGUCAAACACAAACACAUCUCCCUCCCAGCCUUUGUCAGGGUUGUCUUUUUCAUAGAGAUUCUCCUGGGACAGCAGUCUCGGAGCUCUUGGGGCUGGUAGGGCUGUAUCCAUGGUAAAUACAAUCUGGCCGUGAACCUCUUGGUGUUUUGACAUUGCUGUGUCCUCCCAUUCCUCUCUGCUCCCAUGUCCUUGGGGUUCAGAGCUUCGGGAGAGAUGGGAUGUGGAAAUCAGGAGAUGUGGAGACAGUGUGGAGCAGCUGUCAUCUUUGUAAACCAGCCUUCAGGAGGGUGCUUCAGCUUCACUGGGAUAGUUAGGGUCCAAUUAUGGAGCAGAGUGCUGGAAUCUUUACAGAGACAUGGCAUGCUCUAAGUAAACAGAAUGCACUUCUGCCCUUAGAAUCAUUAAGUUGAAAAAGACCUUGAAGAUCAAGUCCAGUUGUUAACCUGGCACUGCCAAGUCCCAGACUAAACAAUGUCCCAAAGUGCCACAUCUACAUGUAUUUUUAAAUACCUCUGGGGAUGGGGACAUAGCCUCUUUCCUGGGCUUAACCACUUUUCUGCUGUGAUUUUUUCCUCUCCCUUAAAAUAUGGAUGUAGUCUCUGGUUUGCUAUGAGCAAUAUCAGACAUGACAGUUUUUGAGUGGUCAGAUGCUGUAUUUUCUCCUUGUUCUUUGUGGUAGCUAUGGUACCUUCUCCUGGUCAUCCUUGUGCUCAAGUGGUCAAGUUUAGAGAUGGGAGGAGACAGGCAUCAGCUCCUUGGUCUGCUCUUCUUGGGCAGAAAUGUCAAGGAAAGGAAUCUGGAUUGGGGGACACUGGAAUGUGUUUUUUAUUUUUAAAACAAACCUGCAUCUCUAGUGUGACUCUAGCGUUCGCUGAGCCGUGAUUUCUCAUGUAACCUAAACAAGUUACAGAGUGGGUCACUGUCCCCUCUCCCUGUCUCUGCAAUGAGAGCUGAGCUGCUCAGUGGGGCUUCAGAGGUUUGGGCUGAGACUGAGAUGGGAGAGAGUGAGGUGAGGUGAUGUAGGCCCACGGUCAUGGGGGUUGCAUCAAGCGUCUCUUUGUUUUCCCUGAUAUGAUAACCUGGUCUGUGGUGUUGCAGUACUUUGUCACCAGACUUGUUUUAGUGUGUAUAUAUGUGACCCUUCCCAUGAAGCAUAUAUACACAGGUAUUAAAUAUAUCGCUCUAUAUAAUAUUAUAUGUGUGUGGUAUCAAAGGAAUCUUUUAAAUGAGGGUAAAGGAAAAGGACUCAGGCCAGGAAACGCAGCAUCUCCAGUUUAAUUAUGAAGCCUUUUAUUUGGGAUAGGGAAAGGGAACUAACAAAAGAGGGGAGGGUUUUAUAUAGAUAGGUAUAAACUUUGAGAUGGGACAGGUUUCCCUGUUCACAUUUUUGAAACCCUUUAGGAUUGUCCUUGCAGUCCCAUCUCAGUGAGAGAGUAUUAUACUGCUAACUAGUGAGUAAAGUUUUAACAUAAGGCUUUGCUUAUAUUAUUUAAAGGGACAUUGUGAAAGGCAGGAAGUUUCCCAGGCUUGCUUUAUCAAGCCAAGAGGGUUUUCUUCAGCACAUAAUGUGCUCUCAGCAGAAAUGCUCAGUGCUCGCAGCUCUACAGCAGAUAAACCACAAGUUGUAGGGGCUGCUUUAGUGGUGUGUUCACAAGACCCUGUGAUAACUCUCCCUUCUUUAUUUGUGUGAAAGAAGAAUAUUCUGCAGCACAGAAUCAAAUUUGAGGGUUCUUAACAAAGGAAGUGUUAAUGUUUUAAUUUUAUAACAUUAGAAAAAAAUCUCAUAUCCUGUAAAAUAACCACAGACAUUCACACACAGCAGAAACUUAUUAAAUGCUGAAGGACUUAGUGAAAAUCUUUUCCCAAAUUCUUUGGUAGGGGCAGGGAUUUAGGUUACACUGGCAUUGGAGUUAACCAGGCCUUUACAGGGAGAAGUAAAAAAACCAAAAAAAACCAAACCAACAACCAACAAAAAAUACCCUACUUAGCUUGUAUGAAACUGUAUGUUAAAAAUUGAUGGGUUUUAGCAAGUGAAAGGAAAAGAUAGCAAGGGGAUGCUGCAGUUCUGAACUGGGUAGUAAUGAUUUUGAGUCCUUUAAUAUGUCUUAUAUUAAUAUAAUUUAAGAAUACCACGCUUUACUAUUAAAAAAGAACUUAGUAUCUUUCAUAAGGUCUAGUAUCAGGAUAAAUAUGUAGAUGUUUUAACAAAAUUUUUGUUUCUGUUCUUAAAUAAAGAAAGAAAAACCAAAAUUGCUUCUUUUAGCCUUUGUAAUAGAAAAUAAAAGUGUGCACUUUAAACCCUC
Vidua macroura (Pin-tailed whydah) is the source of this 7232-nucleotide messenger RNA. It is a transcript of the gene ZC3H7B, whose product is annotated as zinc finger CCCH-type containing 7B. Bases 536 to 3622 code for a protein of 1028 amino acids. NCBI's taxonomy places the organism in Eukaryota, Metazoa, Chordata, Aves, Passeriformes, Viduidae. Gene Ontology annotation, biological process: miRNA processing. The record is from RefSeq and is a predicted model, not a curated record. Gene Ontology annotation, molecular function: miRNA binding; metal ion binding; protein binding. The transcript has 23 exons.